This is a messenger RNA of Ectocarpus sp. CCAP 1310/34, 2866 nucleotides long. The record is from the annotation of a GenBank genome assembly. NCBI's taxonomy places the organism in Eukaryota, Phaeophyceae, Ectocarpales, Ectocarpaceae.
CGCAGCAGCAGUUGGGACGCGGCUCCUGAUGUCGCUUGCCGCGGAAAAGCGAAGGAAGGCCAAGGCUCUCGAAGAGGCCGGGGCGGCACUGUCCGUGAAGCUCGUCGCUCGAUCCACGCGAGGCCAGCGCAUCAGCGAGUUGCAGGGCGACGACGCCGAGGCGGACGAGACGUUUUGGGGGCAAGGAGCCUGGCAGGAAGAGGAAGACGGGGACUCUGAGUUCAGCUCUGAGGAAGACGAGCCGGACAAGUUCGACAAAGACUUCAACGACAGCGAGAGCGAGGAGGAGGACGAUGACGGCAAGGAGGAUAAUAGGCUCAGAAAAAACGAGCGGGCCGCGAAGCGCAAGCAACCGGGGGGUGUCUACAAGGAGCCCAAGACCUUCGCGGUGAAGAAGAGAAAGACCGCGCCCGCCGCGGGGGCAGCGGGCAGUAGCGCGCGAGGGGGGGGGGGUUCGAGCGGCGCAGCCCACGGCGCACUGUCCAAGAGGACUGUACGAGCCAGCACUAAGAACAAGACGGAGAAAAGUCUGGAGGUUAGAGAAGGCGAAGCAAAGGCGCGCGAGGCACAGCUGAAACGGUCAACACCUCAGCGGAAAAAGGCUAUCAAGGGACAGUUCACCCAGAAACAGCUGCUGCUGGAAGCGAUCCAAACAGAGCAAGAGAAUAUGCGUUGGAUCCUGAAGCAGCGCCGCCUGGAGGAUGAGGCCAAGGAAGACGAGGGCCGGCCCAAGCAGCACAAGAUCCUGGCGUCCCGCUACGCGUCCCGGCGGGGCUGCGUCGACACAAUCUUUUUCCCGGACGCGUACUACCUACCUCCUGUCCUCUGUCAGGCCCCUUUCUCCGCGGGCGGAGGCGACGGCGCAGUCCAGGACAAGGGCAGGAAGACCGGCAAAUCUCCCUCCGAUCGACGAUGCAAGAUCACCGGCGCCCCGGCGCCUUACCGAGAUCCGCUCACGGGGUACUACUACGCCAACAGCGCGGCGUUCCGGGAGACGGCAUCNGGGGGGGGGGCGGGGGGUGGAGGCGCAUCCGGCACUAGAGUAGACGGCAUCGCGCCGGCAGCGGCAGCUGCGGUUUCAGGGGUAGGGGCGGUGGUGGUAGGAAACGGGUCACUGAAGGGAGCAGGGGCAGGGGCGGGAGCGGGAGCGGCGGCGGCGGCGGCGGCUGGCGGCGGUGGUGGUGGCGAGCUGAGCAUCUCCGGAGCUGGCAAGAAGCCCGCCUCGUCUUCGGCCAAAGAGGUUGAGAAGAAGUCCAAGUCUUCCGCGAGCAAGGGGAAGGGGAAGGCGAAGGCCGGCGCUGGCGGUACCGCUUCGACGACGGCCUCCUCCACCGCCGCCGGUGCCGAAAAGGCCAAGGCGGGCACCAAGCGGAAGCAGGCGGCCGGGGGAAAGGGGGCCAAGCCCGCGAAGCGCCCUUUCUUUGCUCCGGCAGGAGGAGGGACGGCGCCGUCUGUGUUGUCACCCGCAGCCGCUGCCGGUUCGGGCGAGAGCCAGCAGCUAGUUCCGCUGCGGGGGAAUAAUACGGCGGUGAUCCACUACGGGUCCAGCCCGGCAGACACCGGGUCGGCUCCGGAGGGAAGCGCCGUGGUGAAGGCGGCAGCCUACGCCGCCGUAGCAGCGCAAAAAGCGGCCGCCGCGGGGAAAGCCGGGGGCGGCAGCGAGUCCCCUCCUCAGGGGAGCGCGGUGGUGAAGGCGGCGGCGUACGCGGCGGUGGCGGCGCAGGCCGCGGCGGCGGCCGGGAUGGCGACGGCAGCGGCUCCCGUGCGGCGGCGGCCGGGGACAAGCACUGCCAUGCCGCUCGUCGCGAAGACUGCGGCGGGAGGUCAACCAGCCUCAAAGAUUGAAGUAGAACAACCGGCGGUGUCAACAUCGACACAGCUGCCCCAGCACCAGCACCUGCAGGCCUCGACGGCGCCGCGUUCGCUGGAGGAAGGGGUAAACGGGUGGGAGGCCGGCUCCAACAGCGCUUCUACCGCCGCUGUGACCGGCGCGACGAACUGCACCGGGUGGAUGCAGCCCGUCCCAGCCCCGGCCCCGCUGGGACAGCCGCCAAGCUAGCCGCGGGUUGUAUUGGCGCGCCGCGGGAGGGGAUGAGAACAUUUUAUUGUGUGAAGCCUAGAGGAGGAGCGAAAAACAAGCCUCUGUGCUGUUUUCUCAGGGGCGGCGGUCAGAUAGCGCGAUUGGUUAGCGUGUUUCGAUUUUGUGGGCGCCCAGUUAGGCGGGUGGUCCGGUGAACAAGCAGGUGGCUUGGUGUGCUACUAGCUAAACCGGCUUCAGGAGCCGUUCCGCUCGGUGGAAUUAAGCUGCGUGUGGUGGAUCUGUCUUCCGCCUCAACUUUGCUUUGUGAUCGUGUUCCUCUUUGUGUUCUUUUCGAUGUGCGUGGCAUGGAUGUGUGUUGUGAGGGCUCGUGUGAUGCGGCGGAAGCGUGGAGCUUCUUUGGCGCAGUUCACCUCUUCCUCACCAACUCCAGCAGUCGUGGUCGGCUAUAGGUGCCGUAGAAAACAGCGCAGUAUAGGUGUGUGCGGGCGUGUACGGUCUAUGUGUCACUGAGUGGGUGGUGAGUGUGUGCGCGUUAACAGAGUUCUUCGUCUGACUCCUUGUUUUGCUCUCUGGGGUGACGAAACACGGCCGCACCGUGACCCGAAGUAGGUAAUGAGCACCGUGCUGCUUGUGUGAUGACGGCGUUGCGGUGGUCGCCCCAAAGCCUGCCCCACCCUAUCUUUUUGGAAGGUAGGAGUAGUAGAUAUCGAGCAGGGUAGGACGUGAUGGUAUGUUUUACCGAGGCAUGACGAUGACGAUCCCCAUGGAGGGGAAACAAUCCAGGAACAAAUCACAAGUCGCGGCGAACACUGCGGUUUUGGUUCU